Messenger RNA from Peronospora matthiolae, 1539 nucleotides. NCBI's taxonomy places the organism in Eukaryota, Oomycota, Peronosporomycetes, Peronosporales, Peronosporaceae. The record is from the annotation of a GenBank genome assembly.
AUGGCAGCUGGCGUCGUUGUGAACGUCCACAACAACGACGAUGAUGUCCCGACCGAAGGUUCCCGCACUUACGCCAUUAUUGUGUGCAUCUUUGCCGCUCUCGGCGGGCUCUUCUUCGGCUACGACCAGGGCGUGACCUCGGGGGUGCUCAUCAUGGACUCGUUCAUCAACGACUACUGCGUCGGCUGGCACAACUUCACGUACGAACAGUGCACGUCCGCGUCGUCCAAGCUGCCCACGGAGUGGACAGGCUUUACCGUGUGGUACAACAUGACGUACAACCUCGGGUGUCUCGGUGGAGCCUUUGUGGGCGGCUUUGUCGCUGACAAGCUAGGGCGUCGCUGGACUAUCUUCACGGCGGGUUUGCUCUUCUGUAUCGGCACUUCCUGGGUUUGCUUCAACAAGGCGCACGAGCAUGGACUCAUGUACAUUGCCCGUGUGAUCCAAGGCUUUGGGGUGGGCAACUCGUCCUUCUCACUGCCGCUCUUUGGUGCAGAAAUGGCCCCCAAAGAGCUCCGUGGUCUGCUCUCGGGGUUCAUGCAGAUGACUGUCGUCAUCGGUCUUUUCUUGGCCAAUGUUGUCAACCUCAUUGUCGAGCACCGUGACCGUGGUUGGCGUACGACCAACGGCGUGGCCAUGGCUGCCCCUCUCGUUGUCAUGAUGGGCAUCUUCUUUGUACCUGAGAGUCCUCGCUGGACGUACCUGCACAAGGGCAAGGAGGAGGCAGAGAUAGAACUGAAGCGCCUUCGUCAGACUGAGAACGUCGAGCGCGAGCUUGAAGUGAUCGGCGCUCAGGUUGCCGAGGAAUUGGCGGCCGACAAAGGACUUCGGGAACUGUUGGAGCCAUCCAUUCUGAAGCGUGUGAUCAUUGCCAUGAUGCUUCAAGUUCUGCAGCAGGCCACGGGUAUCAAUCCAAUCAUGAGCUAUGGUGGUCUCAUCUUCCAGGACAUCACCAAAGCCGGUAUCUACUCGGCUUUUUUCCUCUCUGGUGUCAACCUCCUCAGCACUAUCCCAUCCAUGCGGUGGGUGGAUACAACCGGACGUCGAAAGCUGCUGCUCAUUGGCGCUGUCGGUAUGGUAAUCGGCCACUUGUUCGCCGCCAUCUUGUUCACUGCUAUUUGUGACGGCAACGUCGACGAUGCCGGGUGCCCGACCGUAGGUGGGUGGUUCAUUUGCUUUGGCACGGCGUUUUUCGUGUUCAACUUUGCCAUCUCGUGGGGCCCCGUGUGCUGGAUCUAUCCGGCCGAGAUUUUCCCGUUAGGAGUUCGUGCUCCCGCUGUGGCUCUUUCCACGGGUGCCAACUGGGCCAUGGGCGCCGUCAUGUCCGAGGUCGUCAAGCUCUUCCCGCAUUUGAACAUCAACGGCGUCUUCUUUCUCUUUGCGGGUUUGUGCUGCAUCUGCGGCGUCUUCGUGUUCUUCUUCUGCCCCGAGACGAAGGGGAUGAUGCUCGAGGACAUUGAGGCGCUGUUCAACAGCAAACACGUGCAGAAGGUAUCUGCGUUUGAAGAGAUCAAGUCUCCGCAAGAGUCCAAAGCUUAG